GCCGUGAGAAAAUGUCGUCUGGGGGUAAUAACACCGCGCAGGGGCAGAUUUUUAGACCACCGCGGUCCUCGCGCACUCUCAGUCAGUUUCCCCCGUCAGGGCGUCCGUUACUCCUCGGUUAUCCGCGCGUGACUGUGGGAGCUGAGUGAACGGCGGACCUGAUGGACGUGUUCAGCUUCGUCAGGAUGCCCAAACUGUCAGGCCACAGGACCAAAGCCUCGGGCGGAUGGACGUCUUCGUCUCAUGGGCCUGUAGACGGAUGGGACACGGUGUCCAGUAGAGACGAGCGUGACUGCUUCAUCGAUCACAUCUCCCAGCCGAGUUCUCUGGAGGAAGUGCGUCUUGGGCUGGAGGGCGACAAGUUAGCGCCUCGGAAAGUUGAAAUGAGACGAGACCCAGUUUUAGGCUUCGGCUUCGUGGCAGGAAGUGAAAAACCUGUUGUAGUUCGUUCUGUCACUCCAGGAGGUCCAUCAGAGGGGAAACUGUUUCCUGGAGAUGAAAUCAUUAUGAUUAACGAUGAACCAGUCAGCGGUGCUCCUAGAGAGCGAGUGAUCGACCUGGUCAGGAGUUGUAAGGAGGCCAUCGUAUUGACGGUCAUCCAGCCGUACCCUUCGCCCAAAUCUGCCUUCAUGAGUGCCGCCAAAAAGGCAAAGCUGAAAUCAAACCCGGUAAAAGUUAGAUUUGCCGAAGAGGUCAUCGUUAACGGUCAAAUUCCUGAAACGGUGAAGGAUAAUUCGCUUCUCUUCAUGCCAAAUGUUCUGAAAGUCUACCUUGAAAAUGGCCAGACGAAAUCAUUCAAGUUUGACAGCAACACCUCAAUUAAGGACGUCCUACAGACGCUGCAAGAGAAGCUGUCUAUUAAAAGCAUUGAGCAUUUUUCUCUGAUGUUGGAGCAGAAGAUGGAAAAUUCCAACACAAAGUUGGUUCUCCUGCACGAGCAAGACAUGCUAAGUCGGGUGACUCAACAACCUGGCUCGCACAAGAUGAGGUGUUUAUUUCGCAUUGCUUUUGUACCAAGGGAUCCAGUGGAUCUUCUCCGUCAUGACCCUGUGACCUUUGAGUAUCUCUAUGUGCAGAGCUGUAAGGAUGUUGUUCAGGAGCGUUUCGGUUCAGAGCUGAAAUAUGACACAGCUCUUCGUCUUGCUGCUCUUCAGAUGUACAUUCUCACAAUCAGCACCAAACAAACUCAGAAAGUCUCCCUCAAAUACAUUGAGAAAGAGUGGGGGUUGGCUCUGUUUCUUCCUCCGGCGGUUCUGUCCAGCAUGAAAGAGAAAAACAUCAAGAAGGCCAUAGCACACAUUCUGAAAACGAAUCAGAACCUGGUGCCUCCUGGAAAAAAGUUGACGGCGCUGCAGGCCAAAGUCCACUACCUGAAGUAUCUCAGUGACCUGAGACUGUAUGGAGGAAGAGUGUUUAAGUCCACACUGCUUCAAGCAGAGAAACACACAGAGGUGACACUUCUGGUUGGGCCACGACAUGGAAUUAGCCACGUCAUCAACACCAAAACCAACAUGGUGGCCCUGCUGGCCGACUUCAGCCAUGUUAACCGCAUUGAGAUGUACACAGAGGAUGAGAGGAACGUCAGAGUAGAGCUCCACGUGCUCGAUGUGAAGCCCAUCACACUAAUAAUGGAGUCCAGUGAUGCAAUGAAUCUGGCAUGUCUUACUGCGGGUUACUACAGACUGCUGGUGGAUUCACGGCGCUCCAUCUUUAACAUGGCCAACAGCACAUCUGGCCAUGAUUCCCGGGAAAAGCACAACUUUCAAGCGAUUGAGUGGAACUACGGUUCCUAUACUGGGUGCGAGGACUAUAGUGGCAGGCUCUCAGAUCCAGACUCUACCCCAAUGUAUAUUACUGAGCUCCACCAAGCGCAUCGGGCGAGCAGGGGCACCUGUAUGCAAACCCAUGCCCACACGCAGCCCUUUUUCAGAGGCAAGUCUGACGAGUCACCCAAGAGCGCCAAGGUGUCUUUUAUAUUUGGAGACGCUCCAUUGGAUGGCGUGAAUCCUCAGCAUUUGGGGUACCAAAGGUUGAGGGAGGACAUUCCGGAGGUUUUGGACGACCAACGGCCACUUUAUUUGCAUCAGGAUGAUUAUAAACCCUUGGAUUCUUGUUUGGAUAUGGAUGGAUUCCAGUAUGGGAAUCACAUGGUCUACGGCGACGGUAAAAUCUUUGGUACCACUGAAGGAAUCGAGGAGCCGCUCCUGCAUGACAUCUGCUACGCUGAAACCACUGAUGAUGCCGAGGACGAAGACGACAUCAGUUGUGAGGAUGACAUGUCAGUGAUGGCGAUGGCGGAUUCUCGAGAAAGAGCUCUGUCACUGCUUUCCCUGUCGGAAUCAAGCGACGAUAUCAUCGACCUGACAUCUCUUCCACCGCCACCAGAGGGAAACGAUGUCGAAGACAACGACGUGCUUUUGCAGUCGCUAAACCUGGCCAUAGCUGCUCCACCACCAGGAUUCAGGGACAGCUCAGAUGAAGAUGAGCACCAAGGAGAACAAAUGAGGGAGAAAAGAAACUUGGACAUCCCGGUGUCACUAAUCGACUCUGUGCCGAUGAACGCGGACAGAGGAACACAGGAAGUGUUGGAUGAUGCUGUCGUUUCCACUUUGCAAGCGCUAGAAGCUUUGGCAGCCUCUGAAGAUCAGUCCCGCCCACAAUCUGACAAUAAUUCAGGUGUAGAAAUAUCUCGAACCUAUAGUCCAGAGUCUGCUUCAGAUUCUGGAAAUGAGACUAAUUCCUCCGAAAUGACAGAGAGCUCAGAGCUAACAGCAGCUCAGAAACUCUCAGACAAUCCACUGAAAAUGUUUGUGGCCACCGCUGAAGGAUAUCAGACGCUGGACGCAGAGAAAACAGAGUUCCGUUUGAGGGCCACGUCUAGAAACCAGGACGAAGAACUGAAGUCCACAGCUGUAGCUUCCUGUCAGGCCCUCCAUUCAGACCACUUUGAGAUGGAGCCUGAAACAAUGGAGACCAAAUCGCUGUCUGAUUACUUCAACAAAAUGCACAUGGACGCCAUGAUGGGCAAGAGACAAGGAAAAGUCGACCAGGGAGACUCCAGAUUGGGAAUUGCUAGCAAAAACGAAUCGACGCAAAUAAAGGCCAUUGGCUCUAACGUAGAGGACGUUGUUGGGAGAUACAACAAUGUUAAUUCAAGAGAACCUCUUCACACAGGGUUUGACCUUCAAAGGACACCUUUUCCGUUUCAGAACGCACGAUCAGAUCAGAUCCUGAACUGUAAAGCAGAGGAGCACGUUUACUCUAAGACACCAAAGUGUGGCAGCUCUAAUACCAUAGCUCAAAGUAAUCUCAGAGGAUCUCUGAUGGACCUGAACACUCGCUCAGCUGCAGAAGAAGCUUUCUUAAUUGAACAAGCCACACAAGAACAGCAAAGUAAGGUACCGGCAUCUGAGAAGGAGGUGACGCGGUUGUACGAGUACCACUUGCCGAAGAGGAUGUCCUCACUCCAGAGCGAAGGAAUUCAUUCCCUGCAGAGCUCGCAGUGCUCCUCCAUCGAUGCGGGGUGCAGUACAGGAAGCAGCAGCUGCGUGACGCCCAUGGAUUCACCACUCUGCACUGCCGAGAACAUCCACCUGAUCACUGAAUCUUCUCUGAAAGGCCUCGGAUACCCUAAUGCAGAAGAAAAAAACUACAGUCAAAGUCCGCAUCGCAAACUCGCCCAUCAGACUUUAGAUCCUGCAUUUUUACGAAAGCACCAUGCAACGCCUGGUACAGAGUCCAGCAUGGGACGCGAAGGAUGCCAAAGGAUGGCCAAGAUUAGAGAAACUACAGAGUGCGAGUGCUGCUACGACUCCCUCUCCUCUCCUCUCUCCACAGAGAUAGCUAGAUAA
This is a messenger RNA of Ictalurus furcatus (blue catfish), 3851 nucleotides long. RefSeq names its product FERM and PDZ domain containing 4 (gene frmpd4). The transcript has 17 exons. Gene Ontology annotation, molecular function: protein binding. The record is from RefSeq and is a predicted model, not a curated record. Bases 162 to 3851 code for a protein of 1229 amino acids. Gene Ontology annotation, cellular component: cytoskeleton. Lineage: Eukaryota; Metazoa; Chordata; Actinopteri; Siluriformes; Ictaluridae.